AUGGUCAACCACCAGGGUUGUGCCACGCUGGCCGCGGCAGAGCAGAUUGCUGCCGAGUUUGAUAUCUCUGCUGAGGAUAUCCAGCGAAUAACACGCCAUUUUGUUGCUCAGCUGAAAGAUGGCCUCGUCAACCAACGUACCUGGCAGCUCCCAGCCUACGUGCGCAGCAUCCCCACCGGCACUGAAACGGGACAGUUCUUAGCAGUCGAUCUCGGGGGCAGCAACUGCAGGAUAUGCCUGGUAGAGCUGCGAGGAGAUUCGACGUUUACUAUGAUCCAAAGCAAGCACAGCGUGCCAUCCCAUGUCAUGGUCAAUGCCAGCUACCGGCCUCUAUUCGAUUUUAUCGCUCAAAACAUCGCAAAUUUUCUAGACGUGAAUCCGGGAUCCUAUUCUCUAGGCUUCACAUUUAGCUUUACAUGCGAACAGACAUCACUUGCUGGUGGCCGUCUUAUCCGAUGGGACAAGGGCUGGGAUAUCCCUGAGGCACUCGGUCGCGAUCCCUGUGUUUUGUUGCAAGACGCAAUUGACAGGAGAGGAAUGCCAGUGCAAGUAACAGUCCUUGCAAAUGAUAGCGUUGGAACCCUUUUGACCAGGUCUUAUACAUCUGGGCCGGAGACGUCGACCUUGGCAGCCAUCAUAUUCGGUACUGGAACGAAUGCCGCCUAUGUCGAGAAACUGUCCAAUGUCAAGAAACUAUCCAAUGUUAGGAGGCUGGGAACUUGGAAUGAAGGUAUUAUGGUAAUGAACACAGAAUGGGGCAGUCUAGAUGACGAGAUGAAGGUGCUGCCGCGCACAUCCUUUGACGACGAGCUGGACGAAGCAUCUAUCGAUCCAGGAUCGCAAAUGCUGGAGAAGAGGGUGUCGGGACUAUAUCUAGGAGAGCUGCUCCGGCUGGCCAUCCGAAGACUAGACCAACUGGGUGCAUUGGAUAUGACAUUCACGGAAAAGACUUGUCGCGAUAGCAUUGAUAGCUCGUUCCUCUCCAAACUAGCAGCAAGCAACACCGACAGUGCAACGCUCAUUCAGGAUACAUUGUCUGCCGAUAAUGUUAGCGAAGACGAUGCCAAAGCUAUUCAACUAGUAUCCAAAUCUAUUGCUCGACGAGCAGCACGGUUGGCAGGCGCAUCGUUGGCUGCCUUGAUCAUUCAAAGUGGUCGACUUUGCAAGCCUUCAAAAAGCCCCAGUAUUGGACGUUUCUGGCGGAGAGUUCGUCUUCUCUGGAAUAAAGUACUCACGUUUAUUGGACUGUGGCUGGGGAAACCUUUAUCUAUUCAACAGCAGAAGGCAUCACAGACCUACAGAGAGAACAUCGACAUUGCCGCUGACGGGUCACUAAUCGAAUUCUAUCCCACCUUUGAAGCCGAGAUUCGUGCUGCAAUCAGAGAGGUGCCAGAAGUCGGUCCUGCAAGUGAACAGAGAAUCCGCAUCAGCCUCGCAAAGGACGGCUCUGGAGUAGGCGCUGCGUUGAUGGCACAGGCUGCCAGUACGACUGCACCAUUGUUGAAAUGA
Molecule: messenger RNA, 1509 nt
Organism: Aspergillus puulaauensis
Lineage: Eukaryota; Fungi; Ascomycota; Eurotiomycetes; Eurotiales; Aspergillaceae
Product: putative glucokinase
Exons: 2
Coding region: 1-1509 (502 amino acids)
Biological process (GO): intracellular glucose homeostasis; glucose 6-phosphate metabolic process; glycolytic process
Cellular component (GO): mitochondrion; cytosol
Molecular function (GO): glucokinase activity; mannokinase activity; D-glucose binding
Source: RefSeq, a predicted model, not a curated record